Messenger RNA from Racocetra persica, 562 nucleotides. The record is from the annotation of a GenBank genome assembly. NCBI's taxonomy places the organism in Eukaryota, Fungi, Glomeromycota, Glomeromycetes, Diversisporales, Gigasporaceae.
AAUAGCGAUACUCCUAAAAGCUUUAAAUAUUAUUGGGAAGAAAUGCAUGUUCUUGAAAAUAGUAACACUUCUUUUUGCAAAAUUAGCAAAGUUCUUAUAGACCAAGCUGAAAACAGAGUAAACAAAAAGAAGUAUGAAGAUUUAGUUAGGAGAGUUCCUUUAGCUACCAAUAAUGUAACGAUUUUUCUAAAGAUAAAAAAAAAUAUUACACAUUACUUGUGUCCAAAUAUUGUACAAUACUUGGUUAGUCAAAUGAAAGAGUGUAUUUAUUAUACAGCAUUCUGUUCAAACAUUGAAGAAGUUGAGAAUACAUCAGCAAGUGAACUAUCUGGAAAUGAAUUUUUUGAAAAUGAGCUAGACAAUAUUCUUUCAUUUAUUAGUGAGAAUUAUCAGGAAUAUGUAAAUGAUGAUUUGGUAGACCAACAAUUGUUUUACGAGAAGGUUUGGGAAGAACUUAACAAAAUACAUCAAGUAGAUAUGAGUGAAAAAAAUGAAGAUCUUAACAAAGAAAAUAUAUGUCUGAAUGUUCAGUUUAAAAAUCUUAUAGUAGUUACUACCAAAG